Molecule: messenger RNA, 719 nt
Organism: Alligator mississippiensis (American alligator)
Lineage: Eukaryota; Metazoa; Chordata; Crocodylia; Alligatoridae
Gene: CCDC195
Product: coiled-coil domain containing 195
Exons: 3
Coding region: 1-654 (217 amino acids)
Source: RefSeq, a predicted model, not a curated record
AUGGAGGGAAAUACACAUCUCAUGCAGGUUAUUCAUGAAAUGCGCUCUGAGAUCACCAAGUUGGAGAGAGAAAAUAGGGCCCUUCGAGUCGAACUGAAAGUCAGCGGCCAGAGGGCUGCAAACCGAGUGGAAGAAGGAGGAGGAGCUGGAAAUGUGGAACCUGGGAGCCCCGCUGAUUCAGAAGAGACCCCCAGUUCCCCAGUAGCCCUGCGCAGAAAUGUCUCAGCUGGUUCAGCACUGACUCUACAGGAGCAGAAAGGCAAUGUUAUGACUGUUCGGCGUUAUUCCAUUUCUUCAUCUGUGCACGCUUCUUCUGGAAACAAGCACGGCAAAGCUGACAAAUGCCAGCCAGCUAAUGGAAUCCUGGACAUGCAGGGAACUGUCAAACAGCCAGCAUGGCCCACAGUAAUGCAGCUAACCCGCAGAGAAGAAAAAGGGGUUGAAAAAAUCCCAGUCGACUGCUUCUCUAGCAAUAAUUCUAACAAAAAGAGAUCAUUUCAAGAGCAUGUUUAUAAGUGCAGGGGUAAAGUAAAGGCCGUUAGUUUCCUGUUACCAGUGGACACGUCAUCUUAUGCUGAAAAUCAAGGUUCUCUCAAAUGCCCACAAAAUCAGAGCACAAAACAGUUAAGCACCAUUAUUGAAAAGGAUAUCUGAGCUAGUGAAUUUUUAAAGGCCCAUUGAUUCUUGAGAUAAACUAGCUUUAAAUGAUAGCUGUGUGU